AUGACUGUCCACAACAACCCAGAAGCCAACGAUUUGCCUAUCUUGCAGUGCUCCGCCGAGUUUUUGAGUAUGAGUAGACCUGUAUGCGAAGGCGCAGGGCUGCUGCAGUGGGUCGUCAAUCGCGACUCGUUUGCGGAGUGGGCAUCGACAGCCUACAACAAUAUUAUGGAUGAUCAUGAGUUUGGCGAGUGUGAGCAUGAUGAACAGCCUGGCAAGGCGGCAUUCAAUGUCCGUCUUAUGCUGCCUCACAUGGGCAUGGGAGUCCGCGAAAUAUCUGCGACCGCAGUGUUGAAAUUGGAUGUCGUAGAAGACGGGGUCAGCGACGUGACCCCCUCUUCACGAAUCCCGCUGGUGCUGGAGGACGCUGUCUACGUCCGCAGGGAGGAGCUCGCGCACAUGGGGGAGUGCCGCGAGACUUGGGACCAGUGCGGGACCUUCGAGCCCAGCGCUGGCUUCCCCGAAACGGAGGAGUCGCAACGCCUAGGCCUGCAGUACCUCAGCCGCGCCGAGAAGGGUGGCUCGGACAUUCGCCUGGAUUGCGGCCUGCCCUACCGUGCGAGAGGCUGUCCGCGGUCGAGCCUGGACCCCUCCGCGCGGCGAUGGCGGGCGGUCCUGAGCAUGGCAUGGCCGCGCGAGAGGCGCGCGCACAUCAACGCGCGCGAGCUGCAGGCGGCGCUGGCGGCCCUGCGCUGGAGGGCGCGCGCGUGCGCGCUGCAUGGCUCGCGCUGGCUCCACCUCGUCGACAGCCAGGUGGUUGCGGCCAUCGUGGCGAAGUGCCGCAGCAGCAGCCGCCGCUUGCAGCCCGCUCUCAAGGGUUGGAUGGCCAUGGCGAUCGCGGCGGACACGUACCCCCUCAUCGGCUACGUCGUCUCGGAGGACAACCCCGCGGACGAGCCGUCGAGGAAGCUGUGGCGUGGGUCGCGGCUCAGGGGGCGCGACGCAGGGCCAGCCGUCGCGCGCCCAGACAGGAGGCAUGCCGCUGCGAUCCGAGAGCUCCUGGGGCACUACGGGGUGAGCCCCCAGGACACCGGCGUGCUCGGCGACGACGGCGAGGACGCCGACAGCCCCGCCGCCAAUUAUCUCAAGGCGAAGUGGAGAGAGGGAGCUGGCAUCGCACUCGCCAACAGCACGGUCGUGGCCGUGGUCUUUGCCGUGCCCAAGCUGCGGCGGCGCUUGGACUUGUCCUGGGCGCUGCUGAAAGCAUUGCGCCGCGCAGAGCCCGCGAGGCGAGCGCUGCCUUUCGCUCCUGAGAUUGUCGGGGCCAUGGCUGGCCCGGCAGCAGAGGCAGCCGCGUUCGACGUAGGAUGCUUGCUUCUCAUCAGUUUUGAGGGCCUAUUGCGUGGAGGCGAGGGCUUCGCCCUGCGCGGAGAAGACGUGCUGGACGGACGCGAAGUCAUUGUCCUGCGGAUCUGCACGUCCAAGACGACGGCGGGCAAGGAUAGUGCCCAGGCUGUCGUCAUCCGCUCGCGCGUAACAAAGGAGAUGCUGCGGCUGGUAGUGGAGCAUCGGCGUCAAACAGAGCCCCUGUCGUGGAGGUCGCCAGCGCAGCUGGAGAGCGCGCGGGCGGCCCUGGCACGCGGGCUGCGCCUUCCAGGCCGCUGGGCGCCGUUCGUGACCGCGCGCACCUACAUAGAUGGCGCGGUGGCCGACCUGGCGAAGGUGCGGCCCCAGGACCAGGCCGCCUCAGCCGUGCAGUACGGCCUUGCGUUGUGCACAGUCGAGCAGGUUCUGCAGAACAGGCACGCGCAGCCUCCAGCGAGCACUCUGGGGCGCAAGCGCCCCGAGCACUUCACCAUCCGGCUGCACAAGGGCGCCAGCGACGCGCUCGGCGCGAGCCUCGGGAGCGUACCAACGGGCGCUGUGGUGUACUGCGUCGAGGAGGGCCACGUCCUCGACAGAUGGAACAAGGAGAACCCCGACGCGGCCGUGCGGCCCGGGUUCGUCAUCGAGCAGGUGAACGGGGUGGGCGGUUAUUGGCCCUUGUUGGAGGAGUUGCGCCGCUCGGGGCCCCUCGAGGUGAGGGUCUCCACGGUGCCCCCGCAAGCGGCGGGCCCCAACUGGUUCGAGGACAUUGCGACCAUGGGGAAGACCUUCGAGCUGGCCAGCGACAAGAGUCCAUUCAUGGUCCGGCUGCCAUCGGUGGCCUCGCAGGACGAGAAGGUGUUCACGUCUUUCCCCAGCGUGGUCGCAUGCGCGGCUGGGAUCGACCAGUGCGCCAUCUGCCUUGAGGGCGUCGGCCCCGACGAGGUUUUGACAGAGCUUCCUUGCAAGCACGCCUUCCAUCCGCUCUGCGCGGCGCGCUGGCUCGCACGGAGUGACUCGCGGUGCGCCUCGAAGAGCCACAGCUGUCCGCUCUGCUGCCGCAAGAUGGUCAACACGCGCGAUGGCGUCGUGGCCGUCGACGCGGAGACGUCUUAA
This is a messenger RNA of Prorocentrum cordatum, 2418 nucleotides long. NCBI's taxonomy places the organism in Eukaryota, Dinophyceae, Prorocentrales, Prorocentraceae. The record is from the annotation of a GenBank genome assembly.